Molecule: messenger RNA, 1819 nt
Organism: Artibeus jamaicensis (Jamaican fruit-eating bat)
Lineage: Eukaryota; Metazoa; Chordata; Mammalia; Chiroptera; Phyllostomidae
Product: tyrosine-protein phosphatase non-receptor type substrate 1-like
Biological process (GO): positive regulation of T cell activation; positive regulation of phagocytosis
Cellular component (GO): plasma membrane
Source: RefSeq, a predicted model, not a curated record
UGGGCUCUCCAGCACACAUUGGACAGAGCAGGCUCCUCAGUCCUCCAGGAUGCUGGUCCCUGCCUCCUGGAUCCGCCCUUCUCUUUGCCUGCUGCUGACUCUGCUGUUGGGCUUCACAGGAGGGGCAGGUGAGGAGCUGCAGGUGAUUCAGCCUGAGAAGUCAGUGGCAGUGGCAGCUGGAGAGACGGCCACUCUGAGCUGCACCGUGACCUCCAUUACCCCUGUGGGGCCCUUCAUGUGGUUCAGGGGGACAGGGCCAGGCCGGGAGUUAAUCUACAGUCUCAAAGGAGGCCACUCUCCCCGAGUAACAAGUGUUGUAGAUGUAACAAGGAGAAACAACACGGACUUUUCCAUCCGCAUCAGUGACAUCACCCCAGCAGACACCGGUACCUACUACUGUGUGAAGUUCCGCAGAGGAAGCCCUGACACGGAGUUCAAGUCUGGGGCAGGCACUCGACUCACUGUGAGUGCCCAACCCUCUCCCCCCGUGGUGUCAGCCCCCACGGAGAGGGCCACACCUGGGCAGACAGUGAGCUUCACCUGCGAGUCCCACGGCUUCUCCCCCAGGAACGUCAUCCUGAGAUGGUUCAAAGAUGGGAACGAGCUCCCAGCCUCCCAGACCACUGUGGACCCAGAGGGAGACAGCCCUCCCUACAACAUCUCCAGCACAGCCUCGGUGCGGCUGGCCAGGGGGGAUAUCUGCUCCCAGGUCAUCUGCCAGGUGGAACACAUCACCCUGAAGGGGGGCCCUCCUCUUCGUGGGACUGCCAACCUGUCUGAGAUCAUCCGAGUUCCGCCCACCUUGGAGGUUAGACACGCCAUGUCAGAGAACCAGGUGAACGUCACCUGCCAGGUGAAGAACUUCUACCCCCAGAACCUACAGCUGACCUGGUUGAAGAACGGAAAAAUGUCCCGAACAGAAACACCCUUAACUCGAGUAGAGAACAAGGAUGGGACCUUCACCUGGGGGAGCUGGAUGCUGGUGAACUCGUCUGCCCGCGGGGAGGCCGUGGUGCUCACCUGUCUGGUGCAGCACGAUGGGCAGCCGGCCGUCAGCAGGAACCUCACCCUGGAGGCCCCCGCUAACCCGAAGGACCAGAGCACAGAUGGACCCUUUGACAAAAGUCCCAACUUGAAUAAUAUCUUCAUCGUGGUGGGCGUGGUGUGUGCCUUGCUGGUGGCCCUGCUGAUUGCCGCCCUCUACCUCCUGCGGAUCCGACAGAAGAAAGAUCCAGUGCUAUCCACUCAGUUAUUCAUAGCUGUCCUCCUAGGCAUCAAGGUGCUGCUGGAGAUUGGUGUCCUCUCCAUCUGUGCCCACAUAAACUGGAGAGCCUGACCGAGAUAACAGCAGGCCCCCUCACAGAGCCUCAGGAUGCACCAGCCCGAACCAAGUCCGGCUGGUCUCAGAAACACUGGCAGGUGCAGAAAGCCAGCAAAUGAACUCCAACUAACACUGAAGAGAGGCCAAAACCCAAAUUCCCCCCAAGCUGAAAACUCUGUGUACAGACCUGAUCCUCCCAGACAGCACCCAAAGCGAGGAAGGUCCAGCAGUUUAGUCGGCCAGGCCCCCAGAUCUCACCCACUCAGACCCUGCCCACUAGGAAUUCCUUAUACAUUCUCUCAUCUUCCCCAUGCCUUACCUUAGAUAACUUUGUUCCAAGAUGUCCAAUCAGUACUCUUGGUUAAAAUGAAUAAAUAUGCAUGCUUUUUACCACUAUAAUUUAAAUUCGCUCUAAAUCUUUAUUCCUAGGUGUGGGAGGGGACUGACCCGAGCCCUGUCUCUGGUCUCCUGGUUCCUGCUUUGGAAAAUGGACGAAUA